UCAUCAUCGCAUCGGCGACCACGGUCGGUCGCAAGUCAAGCAGCGUGUAUCUCUGAACUCCGCCAACAAUCCCCACACAUUCAAGUCGAUCUAGACGGCUUACCGCAACAUCUACUCUGCUACUUACCAUUCGAUUCUCGUGUUCGCGACAGCUCCAAAGACCAGCGCAAGACCGGUUCAACUCAGACUCAAUCCAUCUUCCGAGGCGCAUCAGACCUAUCUAUGGAUUUAUUCAGAUACGUAGAUGAAGGCAAUUAAGACGCAUACACGCCACAACUAGCUAAGGUUUCGCUCACCUGGUCGAGUGCGUCAAGCGAGCUCAUCGCUGCCAAACAAUCCCGCGAUCGAUCUAUCAAUCAAUCAAGCAAGCAAGCAGGAAAUGUCCGAACGCCGACUUCAACUCUCCCCAAAGUUGGGUGGUGGUUUCAGACUGGCACCUGUGGCAUCCAUGCCCGCGCCCACCAGAAAGGACAAGAGCAGCAGCGGGAGCAGCGGCACAGCGGGUACCACCGACUCUGCAUCUUAUCGCACACCCUUCACAUCCACAUCUCCCACCACCUGCGCGCCUCCCAUGCACGCUCCCAUCCCCUCGGCCGACCAACUCCUUUCCGCCCAAGACACUACUACGUCUCCUGUCGGACCUCAUUUGACCAGCACGACAUCGGAGACGGACCAGGACAAGCUAUCACAAGCUGACUCGGAUCAUGCCGCAUUUCCAGGAGCGUGGAGCAUGAACCCUUCGACCGAGACCAAUUUGCCCAUCACUCCUCGACGGGUGGGCAGCUUGCCAAGCUCCGAUUUGGACCCAGUAGCAGAGCCCAUCCGUCUUGACUCGGCCGCAUCUCCUGAGCCCCAUACCUCAAUGAUGCAGUCAGCACCGAAAGCCACUCGAGGAGCAAAGCCUGAUCGGCUCGAGGGUCUGUCCGCCGCAGGCUCCGACACGUUGACGAGCCGAGCAGAGGGUGAUAUGGAGUACGACGACGCGCUUGGAAGCAGCUUGACGGCCAUCGUUGGUGCUUAUGGUGGCUUUGGGACAGCUUUGGACACUGGGAAUCAGGCGCUCUCGUCGGCUGAGAAAUCUCACUCCGCCAGAGUCAGACAGGAAUCUGCUCCUGCUGGUGCGACUACAUACCGCUUUUCGCCCGGAGACGAUGCUGCAGAUGGGUCUAGCAUUGGCGGGAACGUUAGUGGAGCAAGAAGCCAAAGUCGGUACAGCACUGGUGUGCUACUCAGCUCUGUGACUCCAUCUUCGGGUAGCAGCCAUGGCCAAAUACUCAAUGCAAGCGCUUCGCAAACCACACCCGCCUCCGCUCCAGCACACGUGUCGAGGGGUAGAGAUCCGGAACAAAUCGAUCUGAGCCUGGACCGAUCUACCUUUGCGUCUGCCACGCCAUUCGCCAGCGCUCAACUUUCUGCUGCUACAGACGAGGGCAACGAGAAUUUCCAAGUGGCACCGGAACAACCUGCAGUUCCUGCUCGUGCUAGUAGUACUCACGACAAGCGUCGUUCGCGCCUUCCCGAAGAUGUCCCGACAUCGGCUUUGCCAAUGCCAGACGAAAGUCGACCAGACGCUUUGACGACACCGAUCUUGGGCUUGGAAAGCAGCAAGAGCAGUUUGAGCGAUUAUGGGUCCGGUGCCGAGGGAGAGUACGAGCUGGACGCGGCCGGACAGUCAAAGAGGAUGAGCAUGCUGCGAGCUGUGAACGCCCUCGAGGCUAUGUCUACGCCAGAAGGUGCUCAAGCCGGCGUGUCUGCGACUGCUCGGCAAAGACAGGCUUCGAUACCGACUGGCGCUGAUGAGAUCGACGCCUCGCGAAAGCGUCAGGUCAAUGCGAGUCCCACUCGACCGGCAGCACGCUCACCAAUUUCGAUCAAGAGCGCUGCAGCGUUCAGCAAGGGCCCAGAGAGCGCAACACCUCGAGCCAAGGUGGCUGGUGGUCUACCAGGGCCAGGGCAGGCGAGGUCAGAUGCCGCAGCGAAGGACGGACGCGAGGACGAUAGCCGGACCGACGAUGCAGAAAUGGAGGCCUCGAGAGCGGCGGAAGCCGAGGCGGAGGCGGACAAUGAUCCUUCUAGACCUCGCACUCUGAAAGAGGCCAGAGCCUUGGCGAAGGAGAGGGCUAGGCUCCGCAGGCUCGCUUCAGAAAGCGGUGCAGCAGCGGAGGGCAGCACUCUGGCCAAGGAGUCAGAUUCUGUCUCGCCCAGUGCUACUCAAGUUUCCCUUUUCCGAGGUCCAGCUGUGGUGUCUCCCCUCUCACACUCAAGCUCUGUAAGGCACAGCAUCGAUCGACCGCGACGAGAUCCUAAACGCACAAGCGAUGCCAGGGGUGCGGUAGUCAGUCCCUCCGAUUCGGGUCGGAUCGCUGCCACUUCACCCACUGGCUCUUUCCCUCAGGCCGACGUGCCUGCAUCUGAGCGUCCAGGGAGGUCGAGUUUCGCAAGCGAGCGGAGUGUCAGCGAAUACAGCACCAGCGACGCUGGAAUGGCGCACGAUGAUUCCAAGAUCAUUGAGAGCCCUGGCGGUGGUACAGGCGCGGAUGAGGAUGAAGCUACAAGAGACGCAACGCUGUGGCGAAGGCAUAGCCGACAGCUCGCGCAAGGAGUCGAAACGCGAGGUGCACAAGAGAUACCGGGGCAAAAGUCGAGCGGGUUGAACCCUGAGGAUGCAGCCGCGGCUGGUUCACUCGACUCCAGCUAUGAUGUCCUGUCGGACACGGGUGCUGACGUUCACGGCUCCUUGCCCAGCCACAGUCACGCUCACUCUCCUGAUGCCGAAGCUGUACAAACCCGACCAGGUCCAGGUCGCCCUUCCUUGAGCGCGUCCAACAGUGGCAGCAUCUUUGGUCAUGUUGACACCGACUCCAUGGGCAGCCACUCGUACCCGAGUGUGCAAACAAACACGCGACGCUUUGGACACGUCUCCCCCUCCAUGGGUGCAGCUGCUGAUGGCAAGCUGCCCCCUCUUCCCGGCGACGGCAACACCAGCACAGAUUCAUCUAGAGCACAGACCACCGACACCUUGAAGGACUUGCAGGAUGUUGUGACUGAGGCUUUGGAGGAUCUGAGCUUUGGAAGUAGUACGGCCACGAACGACACAGCCCAGCCGCGCGCCGCAACCAACAGAAGCAACAAUGAUCUCGGAUUGAUCACUCCGCGCGAAUCAGAUUUUCAACUUGCGGACAAAGCCGCCUUGUCAGCUGCUGACAGCGCGAAAGCGCCCCAUAGCGAAGGCGCCUGGGCUGCUGGUUCAAUGUCGAGCGGAGCGCAGGGCAUGGCAAGGGCGCAGAGCACCGCCUCGGACGCGCUUUCCGAAGAUCAAUCCAACGUCUCCUUCAGCUCAGCCGUGGAGAAUCCGGCUCAUGCCACAGCUCCGAUGCAUCCUUUAGCGCGCGCCAGCUCCUCCACAAGCCCCACUGCAGAUGAAAGUCUCCCCCGGACGUCAACUGUCACGUCUUUGACUUCGACAGCAACGUCUCGCGUGCCUGUUCCUGCCACUGUCAGGCGAGCUCAGACGCACAUUCAAGCAGCUCAGCGCGUAGCUGCCAACCCGGCGGCGAUCCGUCUGCCAGUGUACGGCAGGACGACCGCUUGGCCCGUCUCCUUCGACCCCUCGCCCAUCAUCGAGAAGCGCAAGCUGGCGCCUUGGGAACGAGCUCGAGCCUAUGCGCAGUACGCCAAUGAUUUGGCAAGCAUCGAUUCUGGACUCUACGUUUGGCUCUCAGUCGUGCAAAGACCUGCUCAAGCCCAAAAUCAAACGCAACAGAGAGGCAUAAAGCCUGGUUCUCAACAUAAGGGGCUCGGCUUCGCAACCACUCAGCCAGCUACAUCUUCCAAAUUGAGAGGGGACGGCCUUGCCAGCGGUCGGGCAUCGGGUCCAGGUCAUGCCCGUGAGACCACUGGAGACUCGGCUUACGCUGCCAGUAUCCGCAGCGAAGCGACGUUCCCGAUCCGAGGAGAUGGAGGUCGCGCCAAGGAGAUUGUGCAGGCGACUCCGAGCAUGGGGAACAUCCCAGAGAGCCCACCUGGCUCUGUCCCGUCCAACAUUCCUUAUCCCACCCUUCUACCCCAAUCAGGAACGCGUGCGGACCGAGAUACUUUCGAUGCGAAUCAACCCUUGCCCACUCCGAAUUCGUCUGGAAGCUUCUUCUCGAGCGCAAAUGCCGCUGGCUGGCCGGCUUUCAUUGAUCGUGUACGAGGUUCUUCCACCAGCACCGGUCCCGAUGAUCCUCCGUCUUCUACCAGAGUUGUCAAUAUGCGAGGCGACAAGGAGCGUGAGAGGACCCUCAGCUCUGCGGGAGCGGAUGCUCCAGCAUCGAAAGGGUCUUGGAGCCGUGGCGGAGGUGGUUCAACUAAUCCUUCCGGCACUACUGGGUCCAAUGUGCCGAGUGGGGGCAAAUUUUUCGGCGGCCUGAGCCGCAAAGGUUCUAGAAGAGGUGCUGGGCCAGCCUCUGGCUUGAGCGUCACGCCCAUGAACCCAAGCGCUACUGCACAGCCAUCGCCGCCGAGUACUGGUUCUUCCAGGGCCGGCGAUGCUACUCCAUCAUCCGCUGGUCCCCGUGGCCCUCGGGGUGUCGGACAAGGCCAGUCCUCCACACCCCGCUCGACUCUUAGUCUCGACGUGACAUCCGCGAAGGCCGACACUGGCAUCGCGCUCAUUCAAAGCCCGGCUGUAGCUGCCGAUUCGAGCCCACCACCGCCUCCCGGAGCUGUUGCUGCUGCCCAGAUCCAGGGCAAGCUUGGCGAGUCACUUCCCGACAUAGACACUCGGGGUGCUGCAUCGUCAAUCAGCAAUUCCAGAUCGCCAGCUAGCGCAAGAGGCGUCAUGGGUCCUCGUCCUCCCAUCUCGGCUGGCAGCGUCGGUGGCGACUCGUUCAAGACCGCCGCAAGCGGUUCGCCUGUAGCCACCUCUACUGCUCGACGGCCUUCCCAAGGUCAAGGGUCAGCACCGAACCGACAGAAUGUCUCUGGAUCGUCUGGCCUAGGGGGUGGAGAGAGCAAGGGUCUGUACUACGGCCUCAGCUCGACCGGUGGCAUUUACGGCGUGCCCAAGCGCCAAGAAGAGGCAAUUGGCCGCAGGGGCUCAGAUGCGCCGCCGUCGCCGACAGAGUUGCCAGCAGAAAAGUCGGCACCUUCGAGCCCAGGUAGAGCUCCAACAGGUCCCGUGAAGAGCUCAUUCUCGUACGGAUCCGUCAGAGAACGAAGCCCGAACAUUGGUCCUGGCAUGACCUCCAGCAAGCUUGCGCCGCCAGCUAGCAUUCCGACUGGCGGAAGCAGCGCUAGCUCUAGCCCAAGCGGCGGCUCCACUGGGAGCUUCUCGUUCCGCAAAGGUAGCUUCAGCAGUCAGCUUUCGGGCUCUGGUUCCAAGGACAGCGCAGCGAGAGAAGAAGCUUUUGAAGAAGCUCUCAACAAGCUCGAAGAUGUUCUUCCCGAUGCUGAUCGCACCACUCUGGCCAAGUACCUCAAGAAGUCCGGCGGUGAUGAUUUGAAAGCGAUCGGCGACUACUUGCAGGAUCAAGCGAGGGGCAAAUUGCCGCAGCCCACCAGGAGUCCCACGGGUAAUCUUGGCAGCGCUCGACGUUGAACGCGGACCUCUAGAGUCUCGAGCAGCGCCUGCAAGGGUUGCGCUGCAUCUUCGCAGAGUCGCACUUCGAUGUCACGGAUCCGCACAGUUUCUCGUUUCUCUUCAACCCUUCGGUUCGCUGAUUUGUUUUCGCUGGGUGCUAUGCACCCCGACUUGUGCUGACA
This is a messenger RNA of Ceraceosorus guamensis, 5745 nucleotides long. RefSeq lists its product as hypothetical. The transcript has 2 exons. The record is from RefSeq and is a predicted model, not a curated record. NCBI's taxonomy places the organism in Eukaryota, Fungi, Basidiomycota, Exobasidiomycetes, Ceraceosorales, Ceraceosoraceae. The coding region runs from base 380 to 5581 and encodes 1733 amino acids.